Molecule: messenger RNA, 1895 nt
Organism: Pectinophora gossypiella (pink bollworm)
Lineage: Eukaryota; Metazoa; Arthropoda; Insecta; Lepidoptera; Gelechiidae
Gene: Rad9
Product: cell cycle checkpoint control protein RAD9A
Exons: 4
Coding region: 120-1313 (397 amino acids)
Biological process (GO): mitotic intra-S DNA damage checkpoint signaling; cellular response to ionizing radiation; DNA repair
Cellular component (GO): checkpoint clamp complex
Source: RefSeq, a predicted model, not a curated record
UGGCGCGCUGCGUUUUGUGUGUAUUGUGUUCCGAUUUAGAUAAUUCUAAUAUAAGUUCAAAGAUAAUGGUGUUAAUACAAACGUAAAAUAAAAUCUUGUAGAAAUUUAGAAUCAUCAAAAUGAAAUGCCAUGUACCAGGACCUAACGUGAAAGUUCUAGGAAGGACCGUGCACGCUUUAGCUAGAUUUGGAGAUGAGUUAUACCUAGAAUCAUUGCAAGAUUGCAUACUACUAAGGACACUAAAUGCAGCUGAAUCUGCCUAUGCCAUGGUUAAAUUCAACAAAAACUUUUUCUCUCACUUCAACUAUAAUUACUACUCUACCGAAGAUAACGAAGGUUUAAAAUGUAAGAUAUCAAUGAAGUCUGCCUUGAAUGCUUUCAAGUCUCCCACUCAUAUGGACAAACAGGUGGAAAAUCUGGAGAUCAAACUGGAUCCAGAAUCAUGCAAAUUGAUCUUCCAAUUAAAAUGCAAAUACGGGAUCGUAAAAACCCAUUUUGUGUCAAUACUAGACUGCAAAGCUAUGCAGGCAGUGUAUACUAAGGAUUUAGUUCCUAAUAGAAUUACAUCUUCCCAGAAAAUACUGACUGAGGCUUUAGGCAAUUUUCAGAGUUCUGAUGAUCAGGUGACAUUGGAAGCAACAUCACAAUCACUUAUUCUGCGCAACUACAUAGAUAGCAACAUGGACCUGACUAAAAUAAUACGAACACAAAUUACAUUGAAACCAGUAGAAUUUGACAGCUAUACUAUAGGAACAGAAACAACAAUUACCUUUACACUGAAAGAAUUUAGAGCUCUGUUGGCAUUUGCUGAAGCAUUAAAUUUGCCAUUGCAGCUCCAUUUUGAAACUACUGGUCGACCUGCAGUUUUCAUUGUCCACAAUGGAGUAACAUUUGAAGCACAUUUUGUACUGGCUACAUCCAAACCUGAUAGUGCUACACAAGCCACCUCCACGCAGAAUACAACACAUUCUGAAAGAUCUAAACGAAAAGAAACUACAAUUACUGGUCCAGCAAAGAAAAAGUUACAUGUUGAUGCAGAGAUAUCAAAGUGUUUAGAUGAAGAUUCACAUUUAUUUAACUUUAUAGAUAUUCCUGAAGAUGUUCCCGAAAAAGUGAAUGAUGGUGUUAAUAAUGUAAAUGAAAGUGUUCAAGUAGAUAACCAAAAUGCAGAUAUUCUGGACUGUGAUAAUAUACCGGCAUCACCCACCUCAAAGACGAUGAUAAAAUCAGUGUUCAAACGGUGUUUUGAAAGCACUUUUGACCCCAGGAGCAUACAGGGUGUAGUCUUAGCUGAGGAUUCAGACAGUGAGUGAUUUGAUUUUAUUUGUUAUGAACUGUUAAAUAAAGUGGAAUUUACUACAAGUUGCUAAUGUAAUUGAAAACUCGCUGGGAAACAUGAUUCAGCUCCAUAUAGUUUCAAUUAUUAGUAUUCUGAUCCGUGCCAAUACUAAUCUACUGUGUAGAAAAACUAGUAUGGAUUAUUUUGUAUAUUGUAUGUUUAAUUAUUGAAAAGAAUACAUUGAUCUAUUAACUUAAUUCACAUCUAUAAUUAAUUAUGGUUUAAAAUAUCACAUAAGGAAUUUAGAGGAAUGCAAAUGAAAUAGCAUUAUCAUUGCAUUAUGAUUUUAUAGUAAAAAAUAUACAUACACAGGUAAAAAUAUUGUACACACGUCACAAAUGGAUACUUGAAACCUAUAGGCAAAUAUCAAGGCGAUUCAACACCCUAUAUACAUAUAAAACAAAUGUUUCAUAAGUAUUAUGUUCAAAGUAGUCUGCUAUAUAAUUUAAGAUUAGGUAUUAAACAUUUUUUUUAUAAUAAUUUAUUUCUAGACGCUAUGUAAUUGAUCAAUCAAACUUCAAGACUGAUCCAUUAUUUAAUUACGUAUCAAUAUUAA